AUGCCGAUCCGUCCUCUCGACGAAUGGACCGUGGGCCGCACCCAGUCCCUCCCUCUCUCCGCGCUAAAGGGUGCGGUCAUCGGUCUUGAUGCGUCGCACUACAUCCAACAACACCUGGUUAACCAGUCGACCCGCGAGGCCCUGCUCGGCGCUCUAGGCGGCUUUCCCUUCGCCCUAAAAGCUAACAUCGAGAAGGAGCUGCAGACCUUCAAGAGUCUCGGUGUUGGAUGCAUUUUUGUCUUCAAUGGCCUGGAUUUCGGCAAGCAGGAUGAGAAGCCUCGCAACCAGUCCGCCAUGGUACGCUCCUUUGAGCAGGCCUGGGAGCUCUACGACCAGCAACAAGCGGAUCAAGUCGUGGAUGCCUUCAGCAAUGCCGGUAUGACCACACUCCUAGCCCAGAUGUCGGAUAUCUGGUCCCCUUCGCUACCGCCCAGGAUUCUCUGUGCCUCCCCGCCGAUGGCCCUAGUCGACGCUGACGAUGAUACCUCAGGGACGCCACCCCCGGAAACCCUCUACAAGUUCCUGCAGCGGAUCCUCUUCCAGAAUGGCAUCUCCUUCAUGGUGGCACCCUAUAGCGCCUGUGCGCAGCUCGCCUACCUCGCUCGUGGCGCCAACCCCGUGAUCGAUGCCGUUUACGGACCUUCCGAAACCCUGAUGUUUGACAUUGAUAAGCUGGUGACUCGCAUCGAGAUCGAGCCCGCGCAAUUCUCAUGGCUCACAAAGCAGACUCUCCAGGAAGAACUGGGCCGUCUAUCUAAUGAACAAUUCCUAGAUUUCUGCUUACUCCUCGGAUCACCCUUCCUGCGAUCCUUCCCGCUGUUCGAGAACCCUGCCUUCCCCGGAAAGCUCCCCACCGUUCGCGAUGCGUUGCCAAUGUUCAAUGCCGCCGGCCGAAGUGCUUUGACCCUGUGCGCUCAGUUCGAGGACGAACGUCGUAUGCAGGAACUCGACUAUACGAGGCGGUACAAGAAGGCGUACCUGGUUGUGAAGCACCAUGUGUUUAUUGAUAUCGAGGGACGCGUUGGUCCCAUGGACCAGGAACAUACGUCGUCGGAUAUGCAUGAGCUCAUCGGCCUGCGCCUCCCCGAGGAGUUGUACUUCUACCUGUCCAAGGGCGUUCUUGGCCGGGAUGUUCCCAAUUUCCUCACAUCGGGCGAAGUACGCCUCUCGCUCCCAUUGGGCACCGAAGACACCGAGGUAUACCGUCAACUCGUUGCCGAUACUCUGACUCCAAUCCGCGCACAGUCUAUUGGUCUCCUGGCCAAUUGCCUCCACAGAUUCUACCAGACCAAAGUCAUCACCAUUCGACCUUGGUUUGAUGAAAACUCAGAAGAGAGGCAGAUCAACCUUAGGGAACUCCCAUCAGUCAAAGAGACCAUUCAAGCUUGGAAAAUUUCCAGUGAUAAGUUCCCCGAGGAUGUGAAAAAGCUGCAGGCCCCCCGAGGAUCCUUCAAAUUCGCCAUCCAGAGUUUGAACAACUCCGAAUUCGUGGCAAAGACAUUCGCGACCAGAGAGACUCCCGUCUUGUCAAAGCAAGAGGAUAUACUUUCAAACGUUAUGUGGCGAUUCUUGCAGCUGCGCGGAUACGUCGACGACAAGCACAACCUAACUGCAUGGGGCAAGUGCCUGGAGCAAGCUCUGUCGGCUGUGGAUCCUACCGACAAUCUGGAGGAUGCUAUAUUCAUUGCCAUCGAAAUGCUUCGUAUGAACCUUCUCAACACUAAGCACUGGUUCUCACAUGUUUCCGGCGGUCCAAUGAGAGGCUCGGAGGAGGACAAGACCUUCAAUAUGCUGGUGUCUCGUGUGGCCUGCAUCGCGAAGUUGCAGCACAAGCCCAUUGGAUACUCUGGUCCUUUAAGCCGACAACUCCUUUGCUACCGCUCCUUGGUUUCUGAAGUCCGCACCUCGUUGAGGAAUCUCAUUGAGAUCGUACUGGCGAGUCUACUACUGAGUGGCGAGGUUUCUCGAGACCGUAAGGACUGGGUCGAGCUGGCAGUGAAGCUCCCCUUCAUUGAUGAUAAUGACUGUGGUCUUGGUAUCGCUGUGCGUACCUAUCUGGAUGAUCUUCCUCUGCAAGCAAACCCCACCUCCCCCGAAGCUCGGCAGGAGGUUAAGUCUAAGGGCAAGGAAUGGUUCCAGCAUAGCGAAAGCUUCACCGGAAAUCUGGACCUGGCUUUCAAGCUGUGGGAUGCAGUCUACAAGGGAACGCAGAACGCGAGCAAGGAGUUCAAGGAGGCGAAGCUGUGGGAUGAUGCUAACAAGUGGUUAGCGGAACGGCGAUGA
Molecule: messenger RNA, 2283 nt
Organism: Penicillium daleae
Lineage: Eukaryota; Fungi; Ascomycota; Eurotiomycetes; Eurotiales; Aspergillaceae
Product: MKT1 family protein
Exons: 7
Coding region: 1-2283 (760 amino acids)
Biological process (GO): DNA double-strand break processing; DNA recombination; mismatch repair
Cellular component (GO): nucleus
Molecular function (GO): 5'-3' DNA exonuclease activity; 5'-flap endonuclease activity
Source: RefSeq, a predicted model, not a curated record